Messenger RNA from Tremella mesenterica DSM 1558, 789 nucleotides. RefSeq lists its product as uncharacterized. The record is from RefSeq and is a predicted model, not a curated record. The transcript has 4 exons. Lineage: Eukaryota; Fungi; Basidiomycota; Tremellomycetes; Tremellales; Tremellaceae. The coding region runs from base 1 to 789 and encodes 262 amino acids.
AUGCAACAGCUAUGCGAUAACAGUGCAGUGGCGACUGACCUUCGUACCCCUCAGCCUAUCGACAAUCCAUCGACUAGAGACGUACGGCGCAGUGGCGAUCAUGGAAAGAACAGUUUAGAUGGCACAAGUGGUGGAAGAGGGGGAAUGAAGACUGGGGAGAAGGGGUCAAGAUCGCCAUAUCCUCAGAAAGAAGGUGAGGUAGGGGAAAGGGAUACAUAUCUCGAUUUCGUUGCGGGUGACGAAUCAUCGUCUUCAGCUGAAUGGGACUCGGGGGAAGGGGAUAGGGAUAUAUAUCUCGACUUGGUUGGAUCUUUAGAAGAAUUUGACGAAGUAGGUGAACAAGAAACAUAUCUCGACUUGUUCGGGGAAGUCGGCGAACAAGAAACAUAUCUCGACUUGGUCGGAGAAGUCGGAGAACAAGAAACGUAUCUUGAUCUUGAUUUAGUGGGAGUAACCGAUCUACUACCGAUAUCAUAUCCAGAUUUUUCAGGCGAAGUAGGUGAACAAGAAACAUAUCUCGAUCUCAUCUCAACCGCUGAUUCAUUCCCCUUAUCAUCUCCAUUUACCCAAGGAGAAAUCGGAGAAGAUGUAUUAUAUCUCAUCACGUCCUCAGGUGAACAAGUACAUGUUGAUUCAUCCGUAGAAGCAGAAGGAGGAGUGGUAAGGUUAUUCAAAAACUUUGAAGAGAAAUUUAUACUUGAAUCAUGUUCCACAGACCAUAAUGAAGCUAUCACUGAAUUUGCGCCAGAGAUCAAUGCGGAGUUGAUCAGAUUGAAAGGGUUGAAAUGA